CUAAUAAACUAGAAAAUUAAAUAAUAUGGUUGUAAAAUUUUUUUCGUGGAUAUGAUAACAUUUUAAAACAAACAAUAAAUGUUUUUGUCGGGAAGUGACUAUUAUGCAACUUUGAGAAAGAACUCUCAUGUGGCACAGACACGACGUGUAGAUUUAAAUUUGCGGGUCUUUGUUACUUCAUUAUGACCGGAAAUGUUUUAAGUUUUAUGUUUCCAGCUGCACCUUUAUUUUAGUGAGCAAGGUAAUUGUUUAUCAGUAUGAGCCGUGGAAGAAGACCAGGUUUUCGUUCUGGAGAGAGUGUUUUGGCAGAUAACGAAAUGGAAGUUGAAGCUCAGAUGCUGGAGUUGAAACAAAUGAAAGAGGAGCUGAUGCUUCGAGAAAGCCAGCUUUUACGUUUAAAGAGUCGGCAACAGAGCCUGGAAAAUGGUUUGAUGCUGAAGGGCAGAGGAAGAGGUAUGGGUCGUGGAUUACUUGGAAUGGGACCAGACAGACACAGUGACCUGGGCCCUCCUCCAUUUGGUAUGGGGCCACAACCAUUUGGAAUGGGGCCACAACCAUUUGGAAUGGGGCCACAACCAUUUGGAAUGGGGCCUGGUGAUAUGGGACCUCCAUUCUGCAAGAGACCUCUCAAUGCGGUGGAUGACUUUGCCAUAGGUUCAAAGAGAGCCAGAUUUACUGAUGAGCUUGGUCCAUGUCCCAUGCCACCAAGAGUACACACUUAUUGUGAUAUCUGUGGAACUGAAGUGAUGGACGUCCCCUGGAACCAGCAUGUCCGUGCACAAGAACAUAAGUGGAUGGAAAACCAGUGUCACAAAGGUUGCGAUUGGUGUGAGGUGGAGACCUUCAGAAGUUACGCAGAUGUUAUAGCUCACAGAAGAACGCCAGGACACUUACAGAACAAAGAAAAAUUCCAAUACCAGAAAGACCAGAAAGACACUGUGAAAUACAAAAGUGUGGAUGAACUACCAGAUUAUAACUCUGAAAAAGAAAUUGGCCAGAACUAUGUUGCCUUUGUGACUGGCUGGUAUUGCAAGCUGUGCAAGAAGUUCUUCCGAGAAGAAAGCACUGCCAACGGUGAACACUGUCGAUCCAAACUUCAUUAUGAGAAGUGGAGGGCAGCAAGGGUGAUGGGAAUUGAAGACAGACAGAAAAAAUUAUCAAAAAAGCAACAGGCAUGAAGCUGUGACAACAUAUAGAACUUCAUUAAAACAGUUUUGUCAUAUUGGAAAAUUCUUGAACAAUAGAUGAAAUGGAAAACUUUCAAGUGAUGAAAGAACAUAUUGACCGUCACAACUUGGGACGUUGAUAAAAAUAUCUGAAUUUUAAAUAUAUUCUGGUACAUGUAUUUGAUAAUUUGCAUCCAGGAAAAACAUGGUCAUAGUGUAAAUCUUUUCAUGACUUUGUUAGCAAACUGAUGCCAGUAAACAUUUUAAAAUGUAA
This is a messenger RNA of Gigantopelta aegis, 1440 nucleotides long. RefSeq lists its product as uncharacterized. The transcript is spliced from 11 exons. Gene Ontology annotation, cellular component: nucleus. Bases 258 to 1178 code for a protein of 306 amino acids. Lineage: Eukaryota; Metazoa; Mollusca; Gastropoda; Neomphalida; Peltospiridae. The record is from RefSeq and is a predicted model, not a curated record.